Xiphophorus maculatus (southern platyfish) is the source of this 1829-nucleotide messenger RNA. Its product is annotated as testis-expressed protein 9-like. The transcript is spliced from 8 exons. Lineage: Eukaryota; Metazoa; Chordata; Actinopteri; Cyprinodontiformes; Poeciliidae. The record is from RefSeq and is a predicted model, not a curated record. Bases 375 to 1052 code for a protein of 225 amino acids.
AUGAUGUAGAUUUUCAAUAGUUCAGAUAUAUUAUUCUCAAGAUUUUAUGAAGUAUUGUACUUUUGUACUUCAAAUUACCUUAAUGACCGAUAGAAACACCUGUUUCAAGAUUAACGCAAUAUGACCUUAAUAACUCAAUAAUUUCAGCAGUUUUAUUUUUAUUUGAUCAAAGUAUAAUAAACAUUCACUCAAACAAGCAUGUCCGUCUCCGCUUGUGGUGAUUCAUAUCGCCAAAUGUCCUUCAGAAGCCUCCGUACUUUUGGAUCCGUCGCUAGGCAACCAAAGCUGUGUCUCUGCAGGUGUUAAAAGUUGUAAUUAAAACAUUAACGCCGUCGUUUAGCGGCUGCAGGAUUUCAAAGUCCAAAGCAAGAGCCAUGCAGGAAUCUGGAAAGAAGAAUUGGGCCAAUAGAAGGGGGUCAGUAACAGCAAAAUACAUGGAUUCUGACCAUGAAGAAAAGGAGGAGAAAAUCAGUGGUUGUGUUCAGAAAAAGACUGCAGCUCUUUCUGACCAUGACUCCAGGGUUUUAAGAACCAAGCUACACAUUGUGCAAGAAGAACUUGAUCUGCUUUCCACUGAAUAUCAUUAUCAGAAUGAUGAAUUUGGUAAGCUUUUUGCAACAAAUAAGAGGCUGGGCGACGAUCGAGCCAGACUGCAGAAGACCAUUAGUGUCCAGAAAAUACAAAUUGAGGAGCAGAAAGCUUCGAUUAAAGAUCUUGCCCACAAAUGUCAUGAUCUCCGUCUGCAAGUGUAUGACUUAAGCAAGCUGGUUAGAGGUUAUGAUGAGGAAGUGGAGAAGAUGAACUGCCAGCUGACGGCAGCCAAUCUGGUGAAGAAGAAGAAGAUCCUGAGUAGGGAAGAAAAUCUAAAUAUAGAAAAUCUGCUGGCUGAGAACAAAAACCUCAAGAAGCAAAAGUAUGACCUUAUUUUGGGUUUCAAGAAGCAAACCAAGCUGAUCGACAUUCUGAAAAGACAGAUAAUGCACCUUGAGGCAGCAAAGCUGCUGUCCUUCACGGAGGAGGAGUUCAUCAAGGCCAUGCUGGAGACACAAUAAACAUGAUCCUCACUGUCCUUCUUACUUCUUAUAGUCAUUUCUUCAUGUUAUGGGGCUACCCUGUAAAUCUAAUCCUGUGUUAAACAACCUCAGUUUGAAAUUGCAUUGAUUAAUAUUUUGUUCACUUAAUCACUCAGAAGGGUUUUUGAAACAUAUUUUGAAAAAUAUAUUGUUAAAGCAUAGGCUAAUACAUAAAAAUAUAUCAAUAAAAAUGUUUUUUUUUAAUUAAUAAAAAAUAUUUAUUACAGCUGCUCAUUCAUCACAGCGACACAUAACAGAAACAUAACAGAAAAUAGAGAAAAGCUGGCAGUUCAACUUUUUUCUCUUCAUGUCUCCUCCAAACUAAAAAUGUAUAUUUUAGUGUCUGCUGCAUGUUUAGCUACACUUAAGGAAAGUAUGUUUUUCUGUUGGCGAUUAUGCAAAUACAUACAUGCAUAUCAGUUUGAAUGAUGUGUACAAAAAAAAAAAGGAAAUAAUUUUUUGUCUAACUAAACCAAACAUGGGAGAAGUAGCAUUAAGAUUUUAUGCUCCACUGCAGCUGAAAUACUGAGUUCCUUUAAACCAAAGGAGCUCAGCCCACGUGUAAGCUCUAAACUUGUGGGCUAAAAUCCCACAUGUUUAGAGCUUACUUUGAUUAGUACCACACUUUUGAUGACAUUUGAGAAAUGUACUGUUUAUUGUUUGUUUCAUACUUUGAACUGGCUUGUAGCUGAAAUGUGCUAUAUAAAUAAUCAGGGGCCUCAUGCAUAAAAGAGUGCACAGUUUUCACAUUAAAAC